Messenger RNA from Gongylonema pulchrum, 969 nucleotides. NCBI's taxonomy places the organism in Eukaryota, Metazoa, Nematoda, Chromadorea, Rhabditida, Gongylonematidae. The record is from the annotation of a GenBank genome assembly.
UGCGGUUGCGUUGCUUUAUCCCGGACUAAUCAGUGUGGACAGUGGUCACUUCCAGACGAAACUCAGUUGGUGCUGAGUGAUGCAAAUUUUGUAAUCUUUUGCAGGUACAAUCAUCUGUCCUUAGGCUUAUUCUUGUUCUCGUUCACCUGCUUCGUUUCAAAUUUUCUCAAACUUGGCUCGGUAUUUUUUGUUUUGGCUGUACAUUACAAGCAAAUUGAGCUUUAUCAUGCUUUGCCUGUUGCUGUUUAUUUGUUAUCGCGAACUUAUACGGAACUUUUUCCCUCAAGUGCAAUUAAAAGUUACUGCGCUUGGUUGCGGCAGUUGCUCGUCUUGUUCACUUGUGUCAGCUGCACAAUGUUUGUCCUGUGGUUUCCAUUCAUUUAUACGAGAUCUGAUUUAUUUCAAAUUUUGCGCCGAAUUUUUCCAUUUUACCGAGGUUUAUUUGAGGAUAAAGUGGCCAAUUUGUGGUGUUCGCUGAAUGUGCUCAUCAAAUUGAAAAAGAAUUUCGAAAUAUUGUUUUUAUUGCGCAUAAGUGCUGUGGCUGUGCUGGUUACGAACAUUCCGUGCUUGUUAUCGCUGUAUUAUCGUCCAACAGUGCUUAAUUUUAAAUACAGCUUGCUGGCCUCCAGCUUAUCGUUCUUCCUCUUUUCAUUUCAAGUCCAUGAAAAGUCGAUUCUGUUUGUUGCUCUGCCAUCUCUGUUGCUGUGGCAGGAGAACCCGGUUCUUGUAUCUUGGCUUUUGAUAAUUUCCAACGUAAGGUCAGUUAACCGGUUGGCUGUGCACGGUAGUUGUUUGGCAUCAUUGUUAUUGUGCCUGGCCAGUUUGGUUGUGCGGCCGCCAGCACGAUAUCCUCAUAUCUUCUCGCUCCUUACGGCAGUUUAUUGCUUCUUCCAUUUCAUGUUGUUUUUCUUGUAUGUUAAUUUCCACAUGCUGAGGCUCACUUUCAAAUCAGUGAGGAAAACGGUGUAG